This is a messenger RNA of Sordaria macrospora k-hell, 939 nucleotides long. RefSeq lists its product as uncharacterized. The record is from RefSeq and is a predicted model, not a curated record. NCBI's taxonomy places the organism in Eukaryota, Fungi, Ascomycota, Sordariomycetes, Sordariales, Sordariaceae.
AUGGCGACGACUCUGCCUCAACCUGCUCGUCAGAGUAGAUUUAUCUACGCGCCGGAGGUUCAUAGGUCUAAAGAGAGAACCAAAGCAACUCUCACUUCCAUCAUCACCCCCUUCUUCGAAAGUCUCCAUUCCCUCUACAACGGCCCGCGUUACGGUUUCCCGCCCGGAGAAAUAGGAGUCGCCCUCCGCAACAGCCUCGACCUCGUCCAAAGCCAUUACAUCCGCCGUCUCCUUGCGCAUUUCUUCAUCUCCCCAGCCAGCGAACAUCGUAUCGCAAUCUUAAAACUCCGCCAGGCAUUCCAGUCCUUGGAGGAUAUCUUUAUGGAGGAAGCCAUUGAGAUCGAAAUGUGCGGACAUCUAGCCCCGACCAACAGGGACUUCCCGACCAUUCGAACCUUCCCACCCAACAACUUCUUGACCAACGACAACAACCUCCCGACCGUGCCAACCGUCCCAUCCAGCAACACCCUCCCCACUCUCCCAAGCAACAACUUCCCCAGCAUCCUCACCACCACCAACAACUCCAACCUCAACAUCAACAAAGCCAUCAAAGCAGCAACCCGCGCCCGCGCCCGCGCCAAAAAGCACGAUACCCGCUGGCAAGACAUGCUCGCCUUCAUGGCCGUUGAGAAAACCCUGAAAGACAUGGAAACCUUGUGGCCCGAGAUGAGCCUGGAGAAUUUCAUGGAAGUGAUGACGGACUACAUGGUUUUUGUGCUGAGUCUGAACUUGGGACAGGUGGAGAGGGAGAGGGAGGUUAGGGAGUUGAGGAAGGUUGAGAAUGUUGAGGGUCAAAAGGGUGGGAAUAUGAAUAUGAAGAGGAUGAGGAGGAAGAGUUGUUUUUCUGACGGGAGGCAGAGGCUUUGGGGAUCAGACUGGAGGUCUGGAGGUCUGGAGGUAAAACAGAUGGGUGCAUGCCAGGCAGGUGUUGAGCGAUAG